Cinara cedri is the source of this 17599-nucleotide messenger RNA. The record is from the annotation of a GenBank genome assembly. NCBI's taxonomy places the organism in Eukaryota, Metazoa, Arthropoda, Insecta, Hemiptera, Aphididae.
CUUACACUGAUUUUUAUCACAACUACGCUAGUGCACUGAAAUAUUAUUUUCACAGGCCACACGUCAUCCCGUCGAUUACGACGUUUGACGAUACGUCAAUUUAUCAUUUGAUCGUUUCGAUUCGGUGGGGACGUAUUUACUUGGAACGUCCAAUCGCAGCGUACCUUGAUGUAAAACUAGUAAUAACGAUAGAUUUGUUGGGCUUGUAAUAGUAAAUAAUAUUCGCGUCUCACAUAGUCUUACAGUUAGUAGUGGCCAGUGGUUCGUUGUUGACGUUAAUGUGUGUCAUUUGAUUGUUGUCCACGUACUUUUCCGGCAGUUUUCUGUCGGUCAGACAUCCGGGUACCGUAGAAAAAACUGCCGUAGUCAUGGACAAAGCUUCGAAAAAACUGCUCCGCAAAGUGAUCGUCGAUAUCCUGUGCCUGAGUUUAGGUAAGAGAAAAUAAUACCAAAUUAAUAGUUUAGAAAAAAUCUACCUAACCGUGUCCGGUAAGAGUCGAUCGUUAUAAUAUUAUUGAUAAAACGUAUUCAAUUGUUAGUUUAACUUUACAAAUAUUCGUUUGUACAGGUGAUAAUUACUAUAUUAAUUUGAAUAAUUAUUAUUAAUUGCAUAAUUAUAACAUACAAUUAUUAUCUUAAUAGUCAUAAGAAGGUAUUUUCACCGUUUUUAGUCCACAGGAGCCAAAUGAUUAUAUGGGUAACCCUUAGUAUGAAAUUCAAAAUGUAACAAUAAAAUACUUUAUUUUUAGGUGUAUAAUAAUUAAUAACGUUAUACAAAUAGUAGUAUGUUCUUGGUUAAAUAGGCACCUAACCUACAUAGUUUAAUUGUGGGUGUUAUUUAAUUAAAAUAUGAGGUUUCUGUAGUUUAUGCGGGCGUAAACGCACGUCAAAUUGGAAAAUAAUUUCAUUGCAUUUCCAAGAGUAAAUAGGUGGGUAGCGAGUACUUUCGUUUAGUUUUAUAAUAGGUAUUUCUGUAUAAGCGGAAAAUUAAGAGGGAGGUUACACGGUUUAUGGAUUCUGGAACCGUGACAAUUUUUAAAACACGUACUGUACGGAAUUUAAACAAAAUAUACUGAUUUACCGUAUCUUCAAUAUGGCAAAAACAGCCGUACCUAUUGGCGAUGAACAAAAAACCGUUCGAACCAUUCUUAAUACCGACAUAAGUUUGCUACUCGGUUGCCCCGCAAACUUAGCAAAUUAUCACCCGCCUAUGUAGCUCUACGUAUGGCAUUUUGGUGAAAUUUGACGACGUACCUUUGUACCGAGAACCACGUACUACGAAAUCGCAUGUGCCUGAGGGUGGUUUUAUUUCCCAGCGAUGUAUAAAUACCAAUGAUCUGUAAGUAGCUGAUAAUAAUAUUAUAUAGGUACCGGCUAGGGGCCGGUAGGGGUAGAAGUGAAACUCGUGGAUUACUGGUAAUGGUUAUUAUAAAAAAAAACGUAUCUCAUCUUUGUAAUAUUAUAUACCUAGGCAAUAGUUUUUACGAAAAAAUACAAUUAUCGUAUAUUUAAUUCUCGCGCCCCCUACACCAUUACCACCACCACCUAACCGCCCAUCCGCGACGUGUCGUUAUAUUUUACAAAAAUAAAGUUCCGCCCUGAAGGAAAUAUGUGCCUAGGUAGGUAGUUGUCGACCCGGCGGAUGAUAAUAAUUAAUUGUAAUUAUAUAUCAUUGUACUCGCUUCAAUGUAGUUAUGCGUGCAUUUUUAUGCAUGUGAAAUAGUAUACAAGCGAGUAUUAUAAGAACCUACUUUUCUCACUGCGCGACGGCCAGUUAAUUUUCCCACGUCCACAAAGUGAGAUACAAUACGUUGUUUUUUGUUUUUUGUUUUUUUUCUAUAAAAUACGACCCUUCGUCAGUUUCGCCGACGUAAGUAUAGCUGGUGCGUCUAUACGGCGCGGACAUUUAGCUAACACGUCUUGAGCGAAUUUUCGUUCGUCCGUUUCCUACGUGCCGGCCUCCGCCGCUGGACCGCCCGGCCGAUCGAGCGCGAAUAAUAAUAGAUAAUAUUAUUCAGUUAAAUUCAGUUUGAGAUUAACAUGCGUGUUCGUGUACAUUAUAAUAAAUAAUAGCACAGUAGUAACGUUUCAGUCAUCGCACCAAUAUACGUCGGUGAUUCAUAAUAAUUGUAUGUCGUUUUGUAGCGCCCGAAGGUUGGCAUGUCUAGUCCUAACGGUUUGGUUAUACAGGCACCUACCCAGGUAUUGUAAAAUGCGAAGUACUAAUGCAUACCUACUAUUGGAAUUUUUUGUGUUACUUGUGAACUAAGUUUACAUCUAUUACGUCAUACUAUAAUAAUAAUGUGUUUUGCAAUAUUAUAUAUUGCUGAAUGAUGGUGAUAAUAUAUAUUAGGUACCUAUAUUUUUUUUUUUCUAAUACUUAUCUAAUACAUAUAUUUUAAUACGUAACUAUAUAUAGGUAAAAAAAAACCAAUGACAUUCGGACAUCUCAGCAUCCACGAAUUAUAUAUCUUAAAAGACCAGAAAAAAAAAAUAUUAACCACGUGUGUUAUCGCACAUCGACAAACAUUUUUUAUCGGUUUGGUUAGAAUAACAGUAUAUAUUAUAUUUUAAUAUUACAUUCCAUGUCCACACAAUAUCAAUUUCAAUUGCGGAUCCAGGACAAGAUAACGGGGGAAAGAGGUGGGCGGUUUUGAAAAUGCAUAUAAGACACGCAUUUAUGACGAGAUUAAUGAUGAAUUAAGCUAAGACUGUAAUGCAGCUAAAAGUAUAUUGGAGAGUGGAAGAGAGAAGGGGGAAUCGUCCCUUCCCCCGGAUCUGCUACUGUUCAAAUUUAUUAUAUGAUGAAAAUUGUUUAUAAUUAUAUUUUAUUGCCCAAUCAUUUUGAUUUAUAAACGAUUUCGUAUAAAAUAUAAUUAGCGUAAAACAUUUUUUCUUUUAUCUGUUGAUUUAUGUUAUCGUGUAAACUACUUUUCCAUCGAGAAAUCUUACUCCGAUCGUCUUUAAGGUUGAUUAGUGGCAAACAAGUUUUGUAUAGUUGGUAUACAUCGAGUCGGUCAUUUUUUUAUUUUCCUAUUAGUUUUCUUAAUAAUUAGGAAAAACGGGAAAAUUUACUCAAUAACGUUUUUGUUUUGUUUUUAGGAUUUUUUUCUUUAAUUCGAUUAAAAAUAAUCAUAGACACCUAAAAUUAUCUACGUAUAAUUAUAAUUAAUACAUAUUCUAUGAGCGGUAAAAUUGUUAACAUACAUUCUGGCGAUUUUUGAGCUUUUUGUCAAUUGAAAUUGUCUAGUUUUUAGUUUUUUAUUAGUAUGGAUAAAAUUGUUUCGGUCCAACAAAAAUACUCGAUGAACACGAUUGCCAUCAUAAUACUAUGUUUUAUUUACCGUCCGAAAUAAUUAGAAAGUUAGAGGACAUUGCAUCUACUGUCUCAGUCCAACUACUAAGUGGGUAUACAUAGAAAAACAACGCUUACGCAGAAAAAAUAAAACUAGUUCAAUUUUGAUUUUAUUUAUUAUGAAAUGUAUAGAUUAAUAUUUCGGAGGGAAUUUCAUAGGGUUUUUGUAUUAUUCAAUAUAUAAAGAUCGAUAUAAAAAGAUACAAAAACUUUUCAGAUUCCGAGCGUAGCGAAGGAGCUAUUGGUUUUACUAAGAUGUUUAUUUUAUCUUUAUUUUUUUUUUUCAAGCCUAUGGACAUAUUUUUUUUUUUUACGUAUAGCAACUUUUCGAAAGCUCAAGUCGUCAAAAUUGUACUUUAGAGAGAUUAUUUUUUGAUUUUCGACGCUAUUUUUUAAAUAAAUGCAUUUACGUGUGAAAAAACGUAGGAAAAUUUACAAUUUCAUUAUUUUAUAAAAACACGAACGACAAUUUCUACCAGAAAAAAAUGAUUUAAUCGAAAACUCAUAAGAUUCCUUUUUUGUCGCCUUUUUGAUUUAUUUUCUUAUGGUAUCGUUGCCAAAACUUUUGAGCCACUUUUGAGCUUUUAAGGAAUUUUAAUGUUUGGAAAUUUGUUUGAUAAAAUUCGGUUAUAAAUACACGUAGAGACUUGAAACUUGGUAAUAAUACUUAUAUUGGACUUAGCUAGACGUAGUAAAAUUUCCAAAAUCAUUGAACAACUUUUUUUUUCUUUUUAAUAAGCGUUUUGAAAUCAAAUUUAAACAAAAAUCACAAAAAUAUGACGGCACUUCAAAUUAUAUAUUACCGAACUACGCUCGGAAUCGUCUUUCGUCAGCAAUGAAUAUCGUUGCUUAGAGAUAUAAAUAAAAUAACUUUAUGUAUCCUACCUUCCCAACUUCUUAUCUACAACAGUGGCCGCUCCCAUGUCCAAUAUCAGUUCUUAUUUUUUAUUUUUUUUAAAUAAUUGCAACUUUUUAAUAUUUCUUUAUUAAAAAAAAAAACCUAUAGCAUUCCCUGCAAAAUAUUAUUCUCUAUAAAUUGUAUAAUAGGUACUUUUACUCUAAAAUCAAAAUUAAGCUAGUUUUAUUUAUUCUGUGUAUACUGAGAUAGUAGAUGUGGAUAUAACGUCCUAUUAAGUGUAAUAUAAUUACUUUUACAAUUAUGUUUAUUUUUUUUACCUGUGGACAACUUUCCUACCUAUAAUUUUGCUCCAAUUUACAAUAAUAGCACUUUUAAAAGGAAAUCUGACUGAGGUAGUACAAUAUAAAUAUAUUUUAAUUUUCCUAGAAGUUUUCCCAAUAAAUGAGAAGAACAGGGAAAAACCGUAGGAAAAUAAGUGCAAUAUUAAACAAAUAUCAAAGAAAAUAUGUUUAAUGCAUAUUGUGUAAUUAUUUUACCAUGAUUUGACAUAUAUAUUGUUGACAAAGCAAUUCUAUAUCAACCGAACUCCGUUGAAUAGGUUCGUUUUUUGAAAUGUGAUUUUUAAACGAUUUUUGUCAAAACUUGAACUUGAAAUGCUUACAUAUUCUUGUAUAUACGUACAUUUUCCUGUUUUUCUUACUAUUUUCCCCCAAUUGUUAUAAAAACUAUAUGACCAGUCAAAAAAUGGUCUCCCUUAAGUACCAUUCAAUUCAAAUUUUCUUAUAAAAAAGAAGUAUACUUGAAAAUCAAAACGAUAUUUUUGGUUAAAAAUAUUGUUCACAAAUAUAAAAAAAAACAAUAAUUAUAAAACCAAUACAUUCCUCGUUACGCUUUAUACGGAUUAAAGGGGUCUAAGCCAAAAUAACGAAACAAAUAACCGUAAAUUAAUAAUAGCGAAUUUUAAAAUAAUCGAUCAUGCAUAAUAGCGAAUAUCAUCAGAAUAGACGAAAAUAUGAAUAAUAUAUAAUAUGGUGAACUAAACAUUUGGUUGUAUUUAUGGAAGAAUCAUUGAUAUAUUAUGAUAUAUGAUAUAGUCCAUAUAAUCUAAUGAUUUUAUUCAACAGUAAACAACUAUUAUCGGCAGGUAUGUAAACAAAUAUUAUUCUAUAAAUAGAUUGCACUUUGAAGUUAAGACAACACAUAAUUUUUAAGACAAAAAAAAAAUAAAAAAAUUAUAAAAAUCUACAUAAUACGUAUAAUUCAAUAAUGAAAUAUAAAAUCGUGUGAUUAAUUUUCUAAGAUUAUAAAAUUGGUAGGCAUUUAUGUAGUUUUAUAAAAACUAUUAAUAACAUCGUUCUAAAAGUUCAUUUUGAUGCUUAUAAAUAAUACUACAUUACGCUCAAAUUUAAGUGCCUAUAAUUAACACAAAAAUCAUCUAAACGUGUUCAAAAUUUUACCAGGCACUUUAGAAAAAAUUAAUUUAAGUAUUCUAUAAAAAAAGAUCUAGGUAUACGAUUAUUUUUAACUGAAUUACAAUAAAAAAUCAAAAUUAAAAAAUGUGAAAUCGUCAUUUUCGUUUUUUCCUGUGUUCCAUUAUUAUUUUUUAAAAAAAGGAUAGAAAUAUUAAAAAAUUACAUCUUAAAUACACCAACUAUAUUCAACCAAAAUUCUACAAAAAAGCUUUCUUGUCGAUUGAUUGAAACAAGAUUUCUAUUAUAAAUAAGUAAUUUACGAAUAGAAAAAAAAAGAAGCACACCAAUACAUUCCUCGUUGCUCUCAGAAUCUAAAAUAUGGUGAAUAAUACAGUUUAAUAAAUUAAUGCCAUAUUAGGACGUAAUUAACUAUAUUUUAAUCAUAGUGCAUUAUGAUAAUCAGACUAAUUAAAUAUUUAAAUUUCGAAAUGGAUAAAAAUCAACGAAUAUCACGCCGACUAGAAAUGUUAAUGAGUGAUAUUAACAUUUUUCAAUUUUAUCAAAAUUAAACCUGUUUUACUAAGUGUUGUUUUAAGAGUAUACGGAUUAUUUACCCUGUAAAAAGUAUACAGAUACGCACGUAUACGCUCUUUAAUGCUUCUACAUAUAUAUUUAUAUCUUAAAAUUGAAACACAAAUCUUCGUUGUGGCCUGUACACGACAUGACUGCAUGCGAUUUACUAAAUAAUCAAUCUGUUUUUUGUAUAAUUAUUUAUUAGAUUACAUUAAUCAAUUAUAUAUAAGUAUUUAGUUACAAUUGUGUAACAAAUAAUUAAGUUUGGUUGUUACAACUUAUAGAUAUAAUUCGAUUUUUUUAUGUUUUGUAUUUGAUUUCCUAUCAAAUUAUGCUAGUUUUUUCGCUGGACAAUGUUGUAAGUUCUUCAUUUUUACGAGUUCCAAUUUAAUAGUAAAUAAUUAAUUAAGUUAAAUCUGACUCGUGAAAUAGUUUUUAAUACUUAGGUACAUAAAUAAAACAAUACAAACAUACUUCGCACGCGGGUGGACCACUGUUGUAGGUGAGACGUUGGGAAGUUACUAGAGGGGAAAUUUAAUGUAUAUCUAUAGUCUACACACAACGAUUAAUCAUUGUUAACGAAAAGUAAUUCUGAGCGGAAUUCGGUUAAUAGUGUUGCUUUGUCAACAAUGUAUAUGUCAUACGACGGUAAAAUGAUUACAUAGGCAUUCAUUUUUUUUUUUUGAUAAUAUUUCUUUAAUAUUGUACCUAUUUUCCCGUUUUCCCAUGUUUUUUCUCGGUUUUCCCUAUUUAUUGGGGAAAAUUCUAGGAAAAUCAAAAAAUGACCUCCUAUCUCAUGACUAACCUAGUAAUGAAUAAACUUGGUCUUACGUCUUUAGCAGAUAGAAGAGUUGAAACAAAUUUAGUAUUUUUGGGUAAGAUGGUCAUCUGAAUGUUCCUUCUCUCCUUUCUUUAAGAAAUUUCAGAGUUCCUACUCACUCAAUUAGAUGCUGUUCUUCUUUUUCUGUUCCUUUUCAUUACAAUAACUAUGGUAAAAAUAAUCCCAUCCAUCGUAUGAUGCAUCUGACUAAUGAGCACCUAAGUUUUUCUUAGUUUAUUUUAUUAUAUUAGUUUUUUGGGUCAUUACCGCCACCUAUUUAUUAUUAUUUUGUCUGCCACUAUUGAUUAUGUUGUAUUAUUAUUAUUAUUAUUAUUAUUUUUUUUUUUUUUUACUAUAUUUUAUUAUUUCUAUAUAUUGUCGUAAUUUAAUGUACUUUUAUAUUGUGUUAUUUACUAUUCUAUUAGGCACCUAGCCUGUUUUUUUGUUAUUUAAAACUUUUGCUGUUGUUUUCUACCAUAAAUAUUACUUCAAUAGAAAAACGACAAGAUGCCUUUUUUAUUGUAUUUUGAAUCUUAUUCAUGAAACAGUCAUUUUUUUUUAGAUAGUUUUUGUAAAAAUUGAGAAAAGCCGAAAAAUGCAUAGAAAGUACUGGAAAAUUUACGAAAAUAAUUAUUUUAUUAUACAUUUUGUUGUUAAAUUCUGAGUGUAUCGAAAAAUGUAUUGGUUUUACAAUAAUGUUUACUCUUUCUCUCUUUUUUUUUUAUCUGUGAACAAUUUUUCUACCAGAUUUUCACUCAAUUUCAUAUGUAGAACUUAUUCUGUAAGGAAAUCUGACAGGGGUGGUAAUAUUUGGCUAUUUUGGCUGGUCAUUUGUUUUGAUUUUCCUAGUAGUUUUUAUAUUUACAUAAUAAAUGGGAAAAACGUAGGAAAAAAAAGAAAAUGUACGAAGUGUAUUAUUUUCAAAUCGUAAAUAUUACAACCUUUUGAAACAGGUUGAUACAACCGAACUUCGAUUCAAAUCGUUUUUCGAUAACACUGAUUUAUGUUGGUUACAAGUAUAAAUUAUAUAAUUUAAUAAUUUAAUGUAUCCCACUUUCCUAUCUACAUUCUACCUACAUCAGUGCCCGCACCCGUCCUCAAUUUCAGUUUUUUUUUUCAUUAGUCUGUUUUGAGAUCAAAUUUUGACAAAAAUUGUAAAAAUUACGACAUUUCGUGGUUUUUUUUUUUUGCAAUACAGUAUGAAUUAAUCUUAUAGAUUUAAAAUAUUUACGAAACGCAAAUAUUAAUAUUCUCAGACUUAUGUAAUUUUAUUAAUAUUUUAAAUAUUUUCACGUUAAUUAUUUUAAAUGUUUAAUUUAAAUGAUAAUAUUUAGUUGUGCUUUGUAAAAAUAUUCAUAAAAAUUCCAUACGUUGAUCUUAUAGCUAAAUGAAAAAUUAAUUUGUCCUAGUACCAUAUUUUUUCUAUUAUCAUUUCAAGUUCAAAUUAUUAAUGAAAUACGUUAAAAACUAACGCACCCACUAUUUAUUCUUGUUCAUAUUCUUGUUCUUUGUUAACUCUUGUUGACCCGGUGUCGUCUAGUUCUGCGCAUACUUAUGAUAAUAGUCAUUGGCGUUUAAAUUGUUUAAUUAAUUAUCUAAAAAUAGUUGAUCAGUAAUUUUUAUAGGUUGUAAUCAAAUAUAUUCACAAAUACAGUAAUAAUUUUUAUUACAUUUUUACAGUACAAAAUGAUACUUAUUUGAACUAGUUUAACAAUAGACCAUUUUUUAUUAUUAUUAUUAAAAUAACCAUAGGUAUUUUAAGGUGACAUCACUUUUAAGGCGAUCUAUGGUGUUGUCUUCUCUGGUACCUACAUGAAUUUAUUAUGACAAGUUUCAUACAAUUUUUGUUUAUUAUUUUACAAUCAUCUAUACCAUCUAUUAUUUCAUUUUAGAAAGUCAAAUAGGCAAGGGAUAUGAAUAAUCGGUUCGCCCCUUUCAAAACAAAUUUCCUCAUCCUUCAUUUAUAAUAAUAUAUCUAUAUUAUUAUAACUAUUAUACAAAUACAAGUAUACCUACAGACUAUAGGUAACAAUUUUUCUAUUUAAAAUAUCCAUACUUAUACAAAUUCAAAAUGUAACUAAAUACUUAAGAGAUCUUUUGUUCUUUUUAACAAACGGUAACUUUGACUAAAUACACAAAAUAUAAAAGGAAACAAUCCAACACUCGUCUACACCUCCUCCGCCCAUUAUUAUCCCUUUCUCUGGUUAUAUGAUAUCUGAAUUUGAAGCCAAGCCAAACCUUCUGAUAUAAGACACAUACAGGCUUUACAGUCAAUAUGUCCAAGGGUCGCUCUCACCAAGAUAAACGUUAAUUUUUAAACGGAGUUUAAAAGUAAACAGGCCAAUCGUGGUCAGUUAUCAACUAUAAGCUGGGUUUAAAAAUCAGAUAAACGAAAGCGUUUAUAUUGGAGAGAACGGAUCUUAAUCAAAUAACUGGAACCAUUUAGUAUAUGACCAACAACACACACUUUGCACGAUAUACAAAUUCUUCCAAUUAACGAAGUACCAAACAGACAAUAUAGAAGCAUAAGUCCGUAUGUAGAGAGGGGAGGUUGAAUAUCCCCCCAACAUUUUUAAAGUAGGUAUAUAUUUAUAAUAUAACAAAGAUUAACUAUAAGUUCAUAUAUUAAAAUAUUUUCAAUCGUCGUGCGUCGUAUAUUUAUAAUUGGCGGUAUUCUCGUUUCCUUACCAUAAUCAUGUUGGUAAAAAUAAACGAUAUUAUGAUAGCAUAAAUAAUAAUAAUAUUAUUUCCAUUAUCCGUAAUAUAGGAAACGUACUACACGCCAAGGCCAAGAGCCCACAAUAUUAUACGAUAUCCUGGGGCCAUAGCCCCUCUGCCCCUUCCCUCUUACCCUUAAUCCAGGCCUGGAAACUUCCUUUCCAAACUCUUCUCAAACAAGAAGCCACCAAACUCCCGUAUGUUAUCAAUCACCAUAUUCCCAAUAACCUGCCUAGAAAACUAAAAAGAAAAUGGAAAAAAGACGCUUUUUUCUAAAAAAAAAAAAAAUAUCCAUAGACAAUCGAAAAUAAAAUGUAUCGAUCAAAAGUUUAGACAAAUAAUCACUUCGAUUACACAUAGUUCAAUGUUCUUUUUUUCUAUUCUAUUAAUUAUAGUCAUUUUUUAAUCUUUCCAUUAUGUGUUUCAAAAAAUGUUAUUUUGUUAUUUAAUACUAUCAAGAUGCUUAAUUGUCUAUACAUUAGCUACGUUCGGUAAAAAAGUACACUUUUUAUAAAAAAUACACUACUCAAACUAGUAUCACAAUCAAUUGCGUAGAUGUUGAAUAUACAUUAAUGUUUAAAAUGUAUGUAAAAAAAUGUACACAUUUUGUUAAACGUACAAAAAUAUUGAGUAGGCACUAGCUUAAUAGCACUGAUAUUCCUACCAAUUUCAAAAAUAAUAAAUCACAGGAUUUUAUAUUUCAUUAUUGAAUUGUACGUAUUGUUAGAUUUUUUUAUCUUAAAAAUUAUCUGUUACCUAUACUUCAAUGCGCAAUCUAUUUUUAAAAUAAUAUUUGUUUACAUACCUACCGAUAAUGAGUGUACAACCAAAUGUUUAGUUCAUCAUAUUUUAUUUUACCUAUUCAUAUUUACGUCCAUUCUGAUGAUGUUUCGCUAUUUUGGCCUAGACCCCUUUAUCCGUAUGAAGCGUAACGAGGAAUGGUUUUAUAAUUAUUGUUUUUUUUAACAAUUUUUUUACCAAAAAUCUCGCUUCGAUUUUCAACUACCUUUUCUGUAAGAAAAUUUUAUUUGGGUGGUCCUUUAGGGAGGUAAAUUUUGACUUUCCAUACAGUUUUUAUAUUAUAAUUGGAGGAGAAAGUAAGAAAAACGGUAAAAUGUAAGUACAUAAAAGAAUAUAUUAGCAUAUAAAGUUCAAAUUUUGACGAAAAUCGUGUAACAAUCACGAUAUUUCAAAAAAAAAUUAAUCGGCAAAAUCGUAUACCGUCAAAAAUGAUAUAUCAUUGAGUACAGAUUUAAACUAAAUUCCUCUUAUAUCUUACCUUCCCGAUUUCUCACCUACAACAGUGACCCACCCAUCGUGUGAAAUAUGUCCGUCUUUUUAAUAAUACAUAUUUUAACUGUGAUAAUUGGAAAUCAUCUAUCUGAAUUACAUAGAUAAUCUAUUUUCUAAAUUAUUUUUAUCAUUUUUUCUAUUACAUUAUAAAAUUCUGACUAAACAUUUUGUUUUUUAAAUAGGUAUCUAUAAGAAAACAGAUCCUACCUAUCCACUCUUGAGUUUACUUUCUAUUUUCAUUACAGUUCUUACUGCAAUCAGAGAAUAAUAAAUUAUUAAAUAUUUUAUCUCCUAUAUUUUCCUAUUUACUUAUAAACACUUAUGCCGUAAAAAACCUAUCAGCUAUACUUGUUCAAAAUAUUAUACUAUAGUUUUUUUACUUAUAUAAUCCUCUCAUUUGUUUUGUUUUGCUCUACCGCUAAAGUAAAAUGUUACUGUCCUAUUUUGUAUUAUAUAAUUAUUCCUUACCCAAAUAAACAAUAACAGGUACAGUUGCAUAUAGUUGAUUGUUAUAGAAGAUCUCUGGACUAGUUUUGUUUUAAUAUCCUUUCACAAUUUUAUAUAAGCAUUCUGAUUUCUGAUAUUAAAAUACUGCUCUAAUAUUAAUAUCUAGGUAUGUCUACCCAAAAUCCAAAAUGAUGUACCCAAGUGCAGUAAUAAUUUGUUGUUUCCUGUGAAAUUUCAAUAUAUCUAAGAAAAUCAUAAAAAAAACUGUGAUAAAACAUAUAAUGCAUAAUUUUGGAAAAAUAUAUGAUAUUAUCUAAGACUAAUUUAGUUUUACAAUUAUUGUAAAUACUGCUCAGGAUAUCUCUUAGCGUGAUAAUACCUUGUAAACUAUUAUUAUUAAUAUUUAUGAAGCUAAAUUAGGUGAUAAUAUCUUAUUUUUUGCAUUAAAAACAGAUAAUCAGUUAAUAUAUUUUAAAGAAAAGAAAAGAAAUAAUCUCUAAAAUGUAUAAAGUUUUUCAAAAUAAAAGAGUGAAUAAUAGCAAAUAAUUGACUCUAUUUUAAUUAUGUAUUUAUAUUCGUUUUAUUUAACUAAUUAUUUUUAUUUUUAUUUUUUUUAGUUGGAUUUCCUGUAUUAAUGUUUUAUAUGUUUGGAUCUCCAUAUCAUAGAGGAUUCUUCUGCAGUGAUGAAUCUAUUCGAUAUCCAUUUAAAGAAUCAACAGUUUCAUCUAAAGUUUUAUAUUCAGUUGGAUUGGGACUACCCACUUUAGUAGUAAGUAAUAUCAAAGCUUACCGGAAGUUUAGUUCAUUCGUUUUUUUUUUUAUUAAUAUUAUGAAUACUGUUGUAUUUUCUACAAUAUUAUUAUUUUGAAAUGUAUAGGAUAUUAUAUCCUAUUGAUAUUUUAUUAAUUUUCAAAUAAAUGAUUAAUAUCAAAAUUAAAAUAUGUUAUCAAGGAUAGUAAAUUAACAUAGAGUAGAAAUUUCCAAUCACAUGAGUAUGUAUGUAACAAUUCAUGUUAUUAACCAAGACUACUAUUUAAAUUAUUUAGCAUUAGUUUUUAAGUGGUAAUAAAUAUAUUGCAUUGUUAUAUAUAUAUAUAUAUUAUUAUAUAUACUAUUUAGAACAAACAGAUGAUAACAUUGUCAUUGCAUCAUUUUUAUUACCUAACACAUUUUUAAAAGAAAAAAUUAAUGAAAAUGAAAAUAAGUUUUAAAUACCAGUUUGUUUCAGCUGAUUAAUAUAAGACUAGUUCAUAAUCAUUAUUUAAAAUAAUUAUUAUAUAACAAAAUAGUUAUGCAUCAUAUUCAAUAAUAUAUGUGAUUCAACAGAUUUAUACUAAAGUUGAUCUUAAUCUUCUUGUUAAAAUUUUAUUUCAAAAUAAUAUCUUUAUUAAAUCAAAAUUGUCUACUAGAAUAAAUCAUAAGUAUGAUUAGGAAUUAAUUUAUUUUGACAAUCAUAAUAUUUACGAUAUAUUGUUAUAUUUAUAUAUAUUAUAAAUUAUUUUAGCAUGUUAUUAUUUAAUUAUAUAAUAUAUAUUAAAUAUUAAUGCAUUGAAUCAUCAUUCAAUAAUAUUUAAAGAUAUGUAUUCAAUUAAAGUAUAUAUAUAUAUAUAUUUACAUAUAUUAAAUCACCUAAAACCUAUAUAUUAUUAUUUAUAUUAUUAUGUUUGUAUAAUUUGUGAUAUUAGUUCAAAUUGAUAACAACUAUUUCUAUAUAAUAAAUACAUAUCUUAUAUCUAUUAUAUCAUUUAUAAAUCUGUGUUUAUAAUUUGAUAAUUUAUAUUUAUAUUUUUUAAGAUAUUUAUCUACUGAACAAAACGUCUAGUAACCUAUAUAGUAUUCUUUAAUAGUAUGUGGCUUUUAUUAAUCUAAAUCUCCUUAAUAUGAUUCCAGAUUUUGUUUGUUGAGUAUUCAUUGCAAAAUAAUGAACAAUCACGUUAUUCACUUUUAGGAACAAAUAUUCCAAAUUGGUUGUAUUCAGUGUACAACAAUUUAUUAUGGUUUUUAUUUGGUGCUGCUUGUUCACAACUGACUACUGAUAUUGGCAAAUAUACCAUUGGAAGGUUGAGACCUCAUUUUUUAUAUAUUUGUAAACCUAAUGUUGAAUGUGAUGUUAGUAAAACUGAAUACAUUGAAGAUUUUAAAUGUACUGGAUUCAGAGAAGAAAAAUAUACUGAUAGCAGACUGUCAUUUCCUUCUGGGCAUUCUUCACUAUCAUUUUAUUGUAUGAUUUACUUGGCAGUAAGUGUGCAUUUUUAUUUUAAUAUUUUAAUAAUUUAAUAAUUUUUUUUAUAUAUUUCAUAUUAGUUAUAUUUACAAGCACGGAUUAAGACAUCUAAGUAUGCAAUGGCGAAAAGUUUAUUUCAGUUUUUGGCUAUUUCAAUGGCAGCAUUUUGUGCUUUAUCACGUGUCAGUGACUAUAAACACCACUGGAGUGAUGUAUUAGCUGGAACAAUUUUAGGAAUUACUGCUGCUAUUCUAACUGUAAGCCAAAUGAUAAAUUGUAAUAAUAAUAAAAAAAAUUUUAAACGGGUAAAAUGUAAAGAUUAAAUGUGAUAACCUUUUUAAAAACCACAUUAAACUUUUAUGUAAAUAAUUUAUUUUUAAUAUAAAAUGUUAUCGCCUUAAAAUAAUAUAUUAUGUUUAAUUUAUCUUCUGUUUUAGUCAAAUUUAUAAAUGAAGUUUAUUGAUAUAACAUUAAAUUAGUUUAUUUAUCUAUUCAAUUUUGUUUAAUUUAUGCACCUAUUAUUUUAAAGUACCUGAUGUAUCUGGUAAAAUAAGAUAAAAACUCUUGACUAUUUUAUUAUAUCUUUGAAACUAUAUUUACUUACUUUUUAUAUUAUGUUUAUUACAUAUAUAUUAAACAAAUUAUUUAAAUUUUAAACUUACAGAACUAAGGAUAUAUUUUUUUUUCAAUGGAUUUCCUUAAAUAGUAGUACCUUAUUAUUUCACUUUUAAUUUGAAAAUAAAUAGCAUAUUAAUAUUAACAAUUACAAAAUGCAUCAUAUUUGUAGAAGAAAUAAUGAUAAUAAUUUAACAUUUAUGGAUGACAUUGUUAUAAAAAUGUUUAGAUUCUGAGCAUUAGUUUAACUAUGAUGUGUUUUUUUUAAUUUUUCUGUCUGUAAACAACUUUUCUACCAGAAAUCCUGCUCCAGUCAUCAAGUGUAUCAAAUUGUGUUUAAGUGGUAUAAUUGAGAAAAGUGGGAGAGUGAAGUCAUUUUUUAAUUUUGUUGUAAUUUGGUUAAAAAUAAUCAUAUACACUUUACAUUUUCACAGAAUACUUAUAUAACUUAAAAAUAUUAUUUUAAAAUAGUAAUUCUAAUGUUCUAAUGCACUCAACUAUCAUUGGUUUCUAUGCAAAACCUAAAAAGUGGACUGGCUGUUUGUGGAGAUAAAUGUAAAUGGACUACCUUUGCAUAGAGUGUAGGAUUUUUGUGAAAAAAACUAAUUUCUUGAAUUUCCAACAAUAUAUAAAUAUUUAUUUGAGUGAUAACACAUUUUUAAGGAUAAACAUUUUUUUUUUUUUGUUUAAUAUAAUAUGUCAAAAUGAGAGAAUUUCCUGAGAUUUUAAUACUUUUUUUUGUUUUUUAUUGUAUUUAUAAAUUUUUAUCUGAAAUAUUAUGGCUCAUAUAUUCAUUUGUAUAAUACUGUAUUAAUAAUAUCAUAACCAUUCAAUUUUAAUAAUUAAAAUGAACAAAUUAAACAAGAAUAUCCAUUUGUAUUUGUAAAUUAUUUUAUUCGAUAAUAGUUUAUUUUUCUAAUAAAAUUGAAACUAAAUAAUAAUAUUAAACUUAUAUUAUUUCAAUAAGAAAUAAUUAAAGUAUCUUCAUUUAUAUAAUGAUUAAAAUGUCAUAUAACAGUCUUUUUAUGACACUAUGCUGUCAUAAAAAGAUGCAUUUGAUUUUAUUAUUAUAUAACAUUAUGUUAUGGUGAUCUCUGCGAUAAACUUAAGACUUGGGAUAUGUUCUUAAUAAUAUUGUGUACAAUAGAUAUAUAAAACACAACACAAAUAACAUAAAUGGCAAAUUUAUAUUAAUAAAUUAAUAAUAAAUCUAAAUGUUAAUAUUGACGAAUUCUAGAUAUACAAUUGUCACGAAUCAAUAAAACAGACUAAUGUUUCAAAACAUAUGAAUUAUGAAGUAUGCAAGUCUUCAAUCAAUACCCAUAAUUAAAGUGACUGAUUUGUUCAUGUCCAAUAACUUGUUUAAUACUCUGAAAGAAUUAUUUAAUAACUAAAAAAUUUUAAGUAUAACUCAAAAUUUAAAUAACUUCUGUGUUUUAUUUUUAAACUUAAAAUAAUAAUGAAUAUAUGAACGGUUGUAAUAUUACAUUAAAAAUUAUAAAAAUCAUAAAUUUAUAUAAUUUCUAGAAAUAUUAAACAUACUAUUUGUACAUAAAUAUAUAAUAACUAUGCAAUUAUAACGUCUCACUGGUGUUCGUUCUUUUUUUUUCUAACUAUGCAAAUGUAUAAAACUUUAUAUAUUCAAUUUUGAAUUUAAAAAGUUCAGACAUCUUGAGACUUAUACUUAAUGUUAUAUACAAGGUGAGUCACUGUGUUUCCAAACUCCUUAUAUUAGCUAUUUUAUAAAGAAAAACAUGUUGACUCACCUACUAUCUAUUUACUUAGUGUAUUCAUUACACAUAAACUUAAUGUUUUAGGCAUUAUAUGUUUCGGAUUUAUAUACUACAAAAUAUAAAUCUCUUCAAAAACAUAAUUCUUCAACUGAAGACAUCGAAAAUACAAAUAAUUUACAAACAACAGAACUCAAAUAAAUACACGUAUACUAUUCCAUAUACCACUACUGCUUCCAGACUGCAUUUAAUUGUAUGAAUAUUCUUAAAUUGUUCGUUUAUAAAUUGACCAAAAUAAAUUAUUUUCAAAAUUCCAUAAUAUAUAUUUAUCGAUUAAUUAAAAAAAAAAAUAAACAAUACUAUGUAUAAACAAGUUAAUCAUAAAUUUAUAUAUAUAAUUGUUUUUUUAAAUCAAACUUUGAUUUAAUAAAACAUUUUAUGGGAUAUUAUUAAUUUGUUUAUACAUUCUUUCUAUUUUUUUUUUUUUUUAAUUAUUAAAUAUAUACAGUCCAUUACAAGUUAAAUUAUUUUGAAAGAUAAUACUAUAAUUUAAUAUAAUCAUUUGCUGUACAUAAUACAUUUCUCAGUUGCAUAUUUCAAAUGUUUUUAUAUUAAAUUAUUUAUCCAAGACAUGCAUAUUAACUCAUUAAUGCAUUAUGACUAUGUGAAGUAAUUACCAUAGUAAUUACAAUACUUGGUCCCAAGGAAGAAGGGCUUAAGUUAGCUUUGAAUACAAACAAAUAGAAUUUUCAAAAUAAAUACAUCUAUGCAAUUAUGACUAAAAAAUAAAAAUAAAAACAAAUUAUAUUAGACAAAAAAACUUUUAAAAAAUGUCAAAAAUUAUUCAAAGCCCUUUUUCCCUGGGACCAAAAAAUUAUUAACGUAUCUUUGUAAAAGAGAGUAUUCCUUAUAUAAAUACAAUUCACGAAAUUGUGCAGCUACAUUAAGCACUAUUUUUAAAUUAAAUUUAGCAUUAGGAUAUUUAUUUACUAACUCAUAUUUGGUUUUGGGUAUUUAUUUUAUAUUGAUAAUUUUUUUUUUUUUAAUUCAAUUUAUUAAUUUUUAUGUUUUCACAAUGCACAAACAAUUUCACAAUAUUACAAGUCUUAUUAUAACAUGGUUUGUAUAGUAUAUAUUAUAAGAUAAAAUGUACCUUUUAACAUAAUUUUUAUGUUCCUAACACUGAAAUGUAUACAAUUUUUAAAAAUAUAUUAGAUUAAGAAUUUGUUGAUUUUUUUUUUAUAUAACUUAAUUUAUUUUUAUACUAAAUCUAAUAAUUUUAUUAAAGCAUUGGAAUUGCUUAUUCAAUUAUAUUUUGCAUACACACAGUAUUGUAUUGUUUUUAUUAAUGUUAUGAUUUUAUACUAUUUUAUGUUGAAAUUCUUAAUCUAACCUGACUAACUUACAUAAUGGUUAUUUUAAUAUAUGUUUGAUUUGUUUUACAUUUAAAAUUUGUAUUAUUGUUUUUGUUAAAUUUUUAUUUUUGUACUUAUUUUUUUAAUUUCAUUUAGAUUAAUUAAAUAGGUAGUUUCAAUAAACUUCAAUAUGCCUUU